This is a messenger RNA of Yamadazyma tenuis ATCC 10573, 3432 nucleotides long. It is a transcript of the gene RRN11, whose product is annotated as Rrn11p. Lineage: Eukaryota; Fungi; Ascomycota; Pichiomycetes; Serinales; Debaryomycetaceae. The record is from RefSeq and is a predicted model, not a curated record. Gene Ontology annotation, molecular function: TBP-class protein binding; RNA polymerase I general transcription initiation factor activity; RNA polymerase I core promoter sequence-specific DNA binding. Gene Ontology annotation, cellular component: RNA polymerase I core factor complex. Gene Ontology annotation, biological process: nucleolar large rRNA transcription by RNA polymerase I; transcription initiation at RNA polymerase I promoter.
AUGUUUGAAGAUCCAGCUUCCAGUCUAGUAUGGCUACCUGGCAGUCAACUAAAACUAGACAAAGCCAUACUACGAUAUCAACAACAUAAGGUUUAUCAAGCACUCUUACAAAACAAAACCUUAUCAGGAUCCAUCAAGAAGAAGAUAAAGGAGAGUCAUUAUAAACAAAUUUUAUUAAAGAAGAUAAAGGAAAGUAUGGAAAAUCCCACACGCCCCGAAGAAGCAUUUGAGAUCUGGAACCAGAGUGACCAUAUGAAUGUGUACAGAAGAUCAACAAAUACAGAACCUUUGAAGUUCGAUGAGGAAUUUCUUGAUAACAUGCUCACUAAUGCCCAAAGACAUAGGGAAGAAGAGAAUGGCGAUAGCGGUAACGACGACGAUGACAGUGGAAGUGAACUCAUAAAGGAACAUUUAUUCGAAGAGUAUUUCAAUAAACUCACACGUCCUGCCGACUUCUCAGGAAUUAGUCGUAAGCCUAAGUUGGAGUUUCUACUUACUACAGAAGGAUAUGAAGUUUUACCUUUACCAAGCGAGGAGACGAAAACUGGAUUUUACAGAUAUCAUAUUGCAAACUUAAACUUUUUUUUGCAUUCCAGCAUCUUGAAUAAGUCUUGGGAUCAAGCAUACAAGAUUCUUUGCAUUUUACUACGAUUCCCUGGAAUUGACAUAAGGUAUUUGUGGCCUUUAGCAAUCGAAAUCUUAAGAGGAAAGCAUAACGAGAAUAAGGAAACCACUUCAGUUUUUAAAUACAAGGAAAGAAGAUUCUUUAGUUGGCUUGCCUCGUUUUAUAUCCUCAGUGCUUCAAGACCUGGUUUGGUAGAGAACGCACCAGUGUUUAGGAGCGGCUCAGUUACUCACGUGCCAAUAUUCAUUAUUGAAUCUAUCUGGUCUCUAUUGGAUGAUGGGCAGGUAGAGAGGGUCAAGACUGAGGUCAAAUCCUUAAUAUUAAAAGCCCCUUUCGAAAACGAAGGUGUUUUUUCAUUUAUCUUGUGUUUAUGUUAUUUGAUGGAAAAUGUUCAGUUAGCUGACAGGUACGCCAAGGUUGACACAUCAGAUGAAAACGAUUUGGAAGUGAACAUCUUUUUGAAUGACAAGGCCAGCAUUUACGCUAAGAUAUCUUCCAAUUUUGAGGAGGUUGAUAAGUACCUUCACAAGUGUACAGAGUUGAAAUUUGAAUACCCACCAGACAUCGUUGAAGUUCAGACAAAUAUAAUAUUAUCCAAGAUCAAAGAAGCGGAUGAAGCAAAUACUGGUAAUCAAAGUGAUGAGGACAACAUCUCUGAAGAGGAGAUACCUGAUCCUUAUGAUACUAUGAAUGAUACCAAUAACCACAAUGAAGAUGAAGUCUCUCAUGAUACCAUAAUAGAACAAGCCAAUGAAGGUACUGAGAUUUCGAAGAGAGUAAGCUUAGAGGAUGAAAUUCCAGAUUCUUACAUUGACGAUGAAGAGGAAGAAAUACCCGAUCAGUAUGACGAUGAAGAUGAGAUCGCAGACCAGUAUGUGGACGUAGUACCCGUAACUGAAACCAGAAACACAAUUAACAAUGAAAGAAAUGACGAUUCAGACAGCAGCAUAGAUUUUGACUUUGAUUUCGAUUGAAGUUCAUUAAGUACAUAAAUUAGCAUAAAAUAUUCAUUUACAAGAUAGUUAACUCUGACGACGCGUGAGCUCUUGGGUAUCUUCACUAGACGUGACCAAGCCAGGGUCGAUGAUGUUCAUGGCCCUUUCAGCUGUCUUUUCAUGCACUCGUAAUUUAGCAAGGACAUUCCUUGAAAAUUGAACAUGAUAGUCUACGACAUCCUGGUUAGCCCUACGCAAUGGUAGUAAUGUCCAGUUAGGUGGUAAAACUGAAUUGCGAGGGAGUACAAUUUGGUGAAGAGUCUGGAUAUUUCCUUCAGUUGAAUCAUUUCUCUCGGGUUGGGAAUAAGCUCUUGGUAGAGCUCCUGGGAAAUCUGUAGUGGGUGUAGGACGGGUUUCAUUAGUAGACGCUGAUCGAGAUUGUGGCCCUUGCCGCCUUUGUCUAUGUUGAGCUAGUGCUUCUUCAAAAUGGGCAAAUCUCCUUCGCAUUUCAUUAUGACGAGGCAAAGGCCUGAGAUCUUGAUCAUCAAGGAGUUGUCUUUCUUGGCGUGUUUCGAGUUGUUGUGGUUGUUGUGGUUGUUGUGGUUGUUGUGGUUGCUCCUGCUGUUGAACCUGCGGGGUACCAGGCAUUUCUGGUUCUUCAAACACCCUUCUUCUACACAAAGGACAGUUAUCCGAUCUCUCAAGCCAAUCUUUCAAGCAACCCAUAUGAAGCACGUGCCCACAGUUCAAUUUCUUAGGCUUUAAUCUGGAGUUCAUAUUACUUCUUUGCAGACCUUCAUCCGUGACUGCAGAAAGCAUUUCAUCGAAACAGAUGAUACACUUACUGUCAUUUUCCAAAUCUUCAGAUUUUGCAUCCGUCAAUUGAGAAUCUAAACGCUUUGACAGCUCGAUAAAAGCUAGUAACUGUUUGACCUCUUUAUAUGUAUCACGCAUGCAUAGGUAAGUUCCCUGAAGCAUCGAAAUAGGAACAGAGAAUCCUGCCAGUGUUGUCAACAAGUAUAUGAAACAAAGAUAGGAAAUGGUCUUGAAGGAAGAGGAGGCAAUAUCAAUCGAUUUCGAGAACAAGCCUUUAUUUUCCCAAACUUUCUCCAAAGGUUCAGUAUCAAGGUCAUUGUCAAGGUCAUCCAUAUCCAUUUCAUCGGGAGUAUAGAUUGGAUAUCUUACUAACUCGUAUAAAUCGAGCAUACACUUCAAGAAAAAAGUUAAGCAUUCCAAUCCUUGAACAGCAAACUGCAAGCCAAAUAAAAGACACGGAACUGAAUUAAUACCUUGGAAAACAUCGUAGACAAGAAACUUUGCAAUCGAGAAAUCGAUGGUGAGGAACACCACAUUCCAAUAGAGAAAGGAAUUUUUUGCAUAAAAUUGUAAAACAUCAGCAAUGGUGUAGAAUGACAGAUUGUUAAGUUCAUUUACAACUUUCAUUUGCUUAAAUUCCAAUCUGUCCAUAAGAAUUGAGUGCAUCACUUUGGAGAACAAGGUGAUCAUCAACAAAAGCACAUUGAGUGUGAGGUUAUUAUCUUUGGUGGUUAAAUUCAAGAGUAAAUUCACCACAAGAAAGGGGAGCCGUUCAAUGACAUGUUCUCUUUCUAAAAGCCUUAGUUCUCCGAAUAUAAGAUGUUGAGCUGACGUACUAAAAAGUAUGAAGAUGCAAAAUAGAAAGUUGAGGACAAUUCCCAAAUAGAUUCCAUCAGUCAUUUGAUACAGAAAUCCAAGAUAGGUAUUCGAAGUGGUUAGCGCACCCCAGAUGGCAAACGCCGUUGCCCCCGCUGAUAGUGUCAAAUAACCAAGGAAGUACUUCAACUGGUUCGACAAUUCCACCAUACUGAUGAAUGAUAAGGUGACAGAUAAUUU